AUCAUGAUCAGCUGCUGCUGCUGCUGCUUUAAGGCCAUGGCGGCGGUGCGGCGUGGCAGAGCUAGCUGCUAAUUAAGGCCGGUCUUCGUACGUCCUUCCUUAAAUGCUUCCCAUAUACUGUAUAUCACCAACCAAAAGUCUACUCUCACUUUCUUCUGUCCAAGAAAAACCAAAAAGCUGCAAUCUUUCUUUCUUUCAUUUCAUCCCCGGCAACCGAUCCAUCUACGCGGAAUAGAAUAGAAUAGAAACCAUUAAAUUACACCCAUCCAGCUAGAUAGAUGAUGAGUCAAGAAAGAUAAUUAAUUAAAACCCAUCCAGUUAGCUUAGUUAAACUGCGCGCCAUUUUGAAUUCAACAUAUAUAUAUAUAGAUAUAUAUGGCCGGCUUUUUCUCUUUAGCUGGCGGGGGGACAGGAGGAGCCACCGCCAACGGCCAAGAUCACCGGGAAAGCGCCGCCAACGGCCAAGAUCACCGGGAAAUCAACCCGGAAAGUUGGUUUAUUUACAGGAAUGACGACGACGUCCAGGAAAUGCCCGCGGCCGCCGCCUACAGUAACAAUAAAGGGUUCGAGCUAUGGCAAGAUCAGCCGCAUGUCCGCCGCCACCUCAACAACAGUUACCCGCUGGUGCAGGAUCUCUACUCCUCCGAGAACCAGUCGAGGUCGGCCGCGUUCGUGGCGAUGAUGCGGUGCGGCGGGAUCAGCUGCCAGGACUGCGGAAACCAGGCAAAGAAGGACUGCUCGCACAUGAGGUGCAGGACUUGCUGCAAGAGCCGGGGGUUUCCCUGCCACACUCACGUGAAGAGCACGUGGGUCCCCGCCGCCAAACGCCGCGAACGGCACCAGCGACACCACCACAGCGAUAAUAAUCAACAAAGCCUUCGGCUCGAUAGCGGUGGCGGCGGCAGUAGCAGUAGAGAGUUACUAUCAACCCCAAAAAGACGACACAGAGAGGACGAUGAUCCAGCCGCAAUUACAACCGCAGGGUUGGAGCUGGGGAAUUUUCCGGGGAAGGUGAGCACAACAGCGGCGUUCCAGUGCGUGAGGAUGAGGUCGGUGGAUGACGGAGGCGACGAUCAGUACGCUUACCAAGCCUCCGUCACCAUCGGCGGCCAUCUUUUCAAGGGGAUCCUCUACGACGAAGGCCCCGAGGAGGCUCAGUAUCACUUGACACCGGCGGGGGAGGCCUCCUCCGGCUGCGGAAGUGCCGGCGGCGGACUUCAACCGCACCACCAGCAAAACCACAGCAGCUUACUCCUUAGCACGGCCGGCGCCGCUUCCUCGAGAGCUGCCACGGACCCGGACCAUCAUCACGGAGGGUCCGGGUACGUGGACCCCUCAUCAACUUAUCCGGACCCGUUCAUGGCAGCUGGUACGUUCUUCCCGCCUCCGGCAAGAUCUUAGCCCGGGCCCCACCGCCGUUGACUUUAGUCAUCGCAUUGUACAACGGUUGUAG
This is a messenger RNA of Cuscuta epithymum, 1453 nucleotides long. Lineage: Eukaryota; Viridiplantae; Streptophyta; Magnoliopsida; Solanales; Convolvulaceae. The record is from the annotation of a GenBank genome assembly.